AUGAAAACUGUAAAAUUGAGCUUAUUGAAUUUGCAUUUAUGGACAAUUCUAUUGGAUUAUUCGUUGAGUUUAUUUGUGAUUCCAUUUAUUAUGUGGCCGACAAUGGGAGGGAUUCCACUUGGAAUUUUUCAAUAUUUUGGGAUCAGUACAAGAUUUCAAUUUUAUUGGAUGCUCACUUCUAUUGGGCUAACCUCCGUCUCUAUCCUCUCCAUGUUUGAAUAUCGUUUCAAUGUUCUAUUCAUAAAACCCCACGACUUCUGGUUUAAAGCCAGAAAACCCUGGAUCAUUUUCCAAUACCUUUAUGCUAUUUUAUACAUGAUGCCUCCGUUUUUCGAUCUAGGAAACCAAUUGGAAAUCCUCCAAAAGUCAUACAACCGAAACCCAUGUAUUCCACUACAAUUAAUUAAAUCCGGCCCAUUUUUUAUAUUAAGCUUAAAUUGGAUAUUUUCAGUUACUAGCAUUACAAUCUUCACACUUAAUAUCUGCCUGGGAAUGUUAUUUUUUACCGUUCAAAUUUAUUGGAAAAUUUUGAACCAAGUGAAACUACGGAAAAUGUCGAAACGGACAUUUCAACUUCAACGAAUGCUUCUUUUUGCAUUGUUUCUUCAAGUUAUAAUACCUUUGAACCUCUUUGUGGUUCCCAUUGCUUAUUCUGGCUACGCAGUUGUGUUUAAUUACUAUAAUCAAGGAAUCAAUAAUUUGGCAAUGGCAACUGGAUCAACUCAUGGAUUGUGCUCUACAAUAACCAUGCUUCUUAUACAUUCUCCGUAUCGGACAGCGAUUUUUGGAGUUUUUGAGAAAACCAAAAAAGUUAUGACCGGUCCAUCUUCCCAUGUUUCUGUUAUCAAAUUUUAA
Messenger RNA from Caenorhabditis briggsae, 855 nucleotides. Lineage: Eukaryota; Metazoa; Nematoda; Chromadorea; Rhabditida; Rhabditidae. The coding region runs from base 1 to 855 and encodes 284 amino acids. The record is from RefSeq and is a predicted model, not a curated record. The transcript has 2 exons.